CCAGCGCUCCUCAGCCGUCGGUCCGGCAGAUUCCAUCAACAUGAGGACCGGUGCCUGGAUUGUUGUCCGACGGUGUCAGGAACUCACUCGGCAUGGGCACGAAGACUCUCGUCCGGAAGGCCCUUAUCUCUCGAUCAUCCCCUCGUCUCAAGAACUGCUUCGGAACCAAGCCAGCCGUGAUUCCCGAGGGCAUCGAACAAGCAUCCAACGCUUUCAUCACUCGGCUACCACCAUCUGCCAGUGACCUCGUCGAGAAGCCGGAGCCCGAGCUUGCAGGGCUGACCGUCGCGAUCAAGGACAUCUUCUGUACGCGUGGAUCAGUGACCAGCUGUGCCAGCGCCGCAUUAAGAGAAUUCAAGCCCCCCUACGAUGCUCACGUGGUCUCACAGCUACGGCGCCAUGGCGCCAGGAUCGUGGGGAAGACGAAUAUGGACGAGUUUUCUAUGGGUUCUGCCAGUACGUUCUCGAGCCAUGGACGGGUCGUUAAUCCACAUGGAUUCUGUCCAAGCCGGCAAACCAUGCUCGAGUCCCGCUCGGCGGGUGGCAGUUCGGGAGGAUCAGCUGCUGCCGUGACCGCAGGCUUGUGCGACAUUGCGAUCGGAUCCGAUACUGGGGGAUCGAUCCGUCUGCCCGCCGGCCAUUGCGGACUGAUCGGCCUCAAACCCUCUUACGGUCUUAUCUCUAGGUUCGGUAUGGUGCAGUACUCCACCAGCCUGGACACAGUUGGCAUCCUAGCCCGGUCUACCGAUCAGAUUCGCAAGACGUUUUCUUGCCUAAACGGACAUGAUCAGCGUGACCCGACCUCAAUUCCCAAGAAAUAUCGUCUAAAUUCUAACGAGCUCAAUCGUCUUUGGCAAGCACGUUUCGCGCGCGAGUCUGGAGAUCUUUCUGACAUACGUGUCGGCAUACCAAUUGAAUACUUCAAUUCAGAUGUUUCGGAGGACAUCCUGAGUGCUUUCAGAGCGACCGUCGAUUUUCUCAAGCAACGUGGUGCCCAGUUGGUUUCGAUCUCUUUGCCAUCCACUUCGAGCUGCCUGGGAGCAUACUAUGUGAUUGCUAGUGCCGAGGCCAGCAGCAAUCUCGCUCGGUAUUCUGGGUUACACUAUGGUCGUCGAAGUGUCGUGGAUUGCCCUGCCCGUUCACAGGCUGCAUCUGUUCCUCAACAUCUCUACUCCGCUACAAGGACAGAAUUCUUUGGAGACGAAGUCAAACGGAGAUUGCUUCUGGGAGCAUACACCCUCUCAGCGAGUGGAAUGAAGAAUUACUUUAUUCAAGCUCAAAAGGUACGACUUAAGGUGCGAGCAGAAUUCGAGCGCACCUUCCGAAUGCCGAGCGCGCUGUCGACGGGCGAGAUGUCGAUCUCACCGGCGGGAGUGGAUUUCUUACUUACGCCUGCCACCUUGAGCACCGCGCCUCGGCUGGACGAUUCGGAGCAGAAUGUCGAAAGCUGGAGCCAAGACCAGUUACUCGUACCCGCUAGCUUGGCCGGCCUUCCAGCAAUGGUCGUUCCGGUCAAGUGUCCCAAGCCCACAGCAGCUAAGCCCUGGCCGGUGGGUGUUCAGAUCAUCGGACAAUGGGGUGCUGAACCCAUGCUUUUUCAUCUUGGAUCGGAGCUCGAGCAGAUCAGGCCAUGAGCAACCGCAAAGGAUGCCUACACCUUAGUUCAUGUUUCUUAACGUCAUGAUAUGUCAUCAUCAUCCUUCUUGCGGUGUUCUGAAGAGUUCUCUCAUUGAGUUUUCUGAACUUUGAAAAAUCAGACCCGGGUCCUGAAGUCCGAGGUCUGGACUUUUGAUUUCAAUAUACAACUGAGUUUAAACCAGGUCUGGGGAG
This is a messenger RNA of Puccinia graminis f. sp. tritici CRL 75-36-700-3, 1830 nucleotides long. RefSeq lists its product as uncharacterized. Gene Ontology annotation, molecular function: glutaminyl-tRNA synthase (glutamine-hydrolyzing) activity. Gene Ontology annotation, biological process: mitochondrial translation; glutaminyl-tRNAGln biosynthesis via transamidation. The transcript is spliced from 8 exons. The record is from RefSeq and is a predicted model, not a curated record. Gene Ontology annotation, cellular component: glutamyl-tRNA(Gln) amidotransferase complex; mitochondrion. Lineage: Eukaryota; Fungi; Basidiomycota; Pucciniomycetes; Pucciniales; Pucciniaceae. Bases 93 to 1634 code for a protein of 513 amino acids.